Rhizophagus irregularis DAOM 181602=DAOM 197198 is the source of this 1143-nucleotide messenger RNA. Lineage: Eukaryota; Fungi; Glomeromycota; Glomeromycetes; Glomerales; Glomeraceae. The record is from RefSeq and is a predicted model, not a curated record.
AAGCGAAUUAUUAAAGCCUGGUCCAAUCAGUCUUGAUACUUUAUUUCAAAGUCAAGUUGCUACGCCAUCCACUACAGCAUCUAUUUCUCCCUGCAUUGUACCAAGUGAAGAAACACGGGUUCUUCCUGGAAUGCUUACUGAAGAAGAAGUUUUGGAAACUUUGGGAGCGAAACCACCUUCCAAAUCUGAACCAAAAGAGCGAAGUUCUGAAGAUGAGGCUGCUAUGUUUAAAAUAUAUGCAGCUUUGAAGAAGGGUCCUUCAUCUUCAGAUUUAUCAAGUCAGUUAUCACAUAAUCUGUCAACUUCAUCUUCAAAUCAAUCUCUACAACCUCAUAAUCCGGUGGUUACAAGUUCAGGUUUACCUUUUAAUGACCCUUCUAUAAUUAGUACUCAAAAACAUGCCUCAAUAAACAAAACCAAUCAAUCAUCACAAAAGAUUGAUAUUUCUAAUCGACAUAUUGGUAUUUCUGAAUUAGCUCCAAAUGAUUCAGUUAAAAAGAUUAACAUGCUCUUUGGUGGAAAUGUGCCAACUUCUGUAUAUCGUCAGUUGAGUUCAAGGUCAGAUAAUGGUUCCAGAGAAUCAUCAACUGCAUCUUCGCCGGCAUUGAAAUUCAAUCCCAAACCAAACAUUUCCAGUUUUCCACAUUCGCCUCAAUCAUCAGCAAAUAUUCCUGAUCUUCAUUCAUCGGUUUAUAAAUCUCCACCUUCUCGUUCUCCUAUUCUCCCUCAACAAAGCCACAACUCGUCACAAUAUCAUAGUGUAGUUCCACCUUUUUCCAAUGGACCAAACAUUCCUCAACAUACUCAACUUCGACAAGAAUUUCCACCGCCCGUUGGUCGCAAUAUACCUGUGGAACAGUUGUUUGAGGCUCUUUUUGCAAAUAUGCACGGAUAUGCACAAUUUAUUCCAAACCUUGUUAACAAUGCAAUGGCGCCGAAUACUAUACCUGGUAUGCCUAAUAGCACAAAUAUGCAACAACGUGGGAUGAUGACAUUGGAGGAAAUUGAAAGGAGAAGUCUUGGUGGCCGUUAGAUUUCAAAACUUCAUUUAAGGACAUGUAUUACUUUAUUAUUUUUUUUUCCUAUGCGUCCAUAUUAUAUUUUCAUCACACCAUCCUUCUUUUUAUAUCUUUGAGAAAUACA